CUGCACUUCCAUCCAGCCGGCCUCGCGAAAUCCCCUCCUUCAAGCUCAACCUUCCCUCAAGACCCUCAUGCCUUCGUCAAGACUCGGUAUCUCUCGCCCGGCCUCCAUGCUACCGGCCAACCUGCGCUUCCUUCGUCGUGUCCCGCCCGCCUUCACCUCUUCGCCGUUGGAAGACCCUGUGCAAACGGUGUUCUUGGAUGCCCUUCACGUCUAUCCUCCUUCCAGCAAACUCCAUCAGCAUGAACCAACCUUCGGCAACUGCCCGCCUAGUCGCUGCCGCCUCAUCGCUGCUUACAUUCAACGUAAGAUUGGUGUGAUCAUGCCUCUGAGGCAGGUCAUGCAGAGCGUGUACGAGCUUGAGUCGCGCACGACCAUCAGCAAAUUACUGCACUCCUCUGAACAGGAGGUCACACUUGCUAUCAGCAGCCCUGCUGUUGCCACCACAGAUCUGCCAUCUACGCUUUCAUCCCCUGCCGAUGUCAAGGUACCUGUCAAGGCUCAACAGGAGGACGUACUCAAGGCGUUGCCCUCAAUUGCUAGCGGGAAGCCCCCUCACGCUAGCGCUGGUUCUAUGUCUCAGCGGCGUCAGGCCCUCAACAUACCGACCCUUCACCGCCAGCUCUCGCUUGCUCGCUACCGCUCGUCCAACCUGCUCUCCGAAGACUUCUCCACGCCCAUCACGCCUGCCGAACAAGUGCUACACACGCCUCUCGACCCUCCCGAACUCCUGCCUGCGAAAGCAACGGCGGCCAAGAGAAAGAGCUUUGCCACGCCUACAAGCAGCACUUCGCCUGGAAACGCAGCUUCUCCUUCGCCGCUCCGCUCGCGUGCCCCGCGUACUAGCUUGGACCGCUUCCUCUGCUCGCCCACACUGCCGAGCCCGGACUCACUCAGUCCGCUGGUCAAGAGCUUUGGAAGGCGUCUUGCUCUCGCACCGCCUACUCGUCUGCCGCGUCGCCUCUCGUACUCGCGUGGUGGGAUGCUGGACACUCCCAAGUCUCCGGGAGACACCCCGUAUUUCAGGAACCUUACUCCACGGGAACCUCUCGCGUCACCUCUAUGUAUCCAAGGCUCCGUCUCUGACCGCGCUACUACAGAGUUCUUCUCGUCCAACCACGCUUCUCACAUUCGCUGUUUCUGAAGAGGACUACGAUUUCCGAUUGAACACUGUUCGCGUCACCUUAUCUUGCGCUUGGACAAACUUGGACUGCCCUGCUCUUAUACCACGCUCUUUUUGGACGACGCUCCCUGCUCCGUGUCUCGUUGCGAUAUAUAGCUUCCUGCCUCGUAAGUAUAAUAUGUACAAGUACGUAGGUUUUGUGUGACCUACCUGCUCGACUGUGUAUCACCCCUGUACCUUAGUGUAGUGUCUCCAGCAUACUGUACAAUCCACUGUCUUUGGUUGCGGUC
Messenger RNA from Schizophyllum commune H4-8, 1410 nucleotides. RefSeq lists its product as uncharacterized. Bases 68 to 1141 code for a protein of 357 amino acids. The transcript has 3 exons. The record is from RefSeq and is a predicted model, not a curated record. Lineage: Eukaryota; Fungi; Basidiomycota; Agaricomycetes; Agaricales; Schizophyllaceae.